AUGAUCUUCCUUAUUUGUGGAGCAUGUCAAAAUUAUCAAAAGCUUAAAGGUGGAUUUCUUCCAAUAUUAAUUGGCUACAACUUGAUGAUCCUCAUUUACUGCACUGGACAACGUUCUAGGAUCUCAGCCCGACAUGCCUCCAGAGUUCCAUUGCAGGUUCUUCUAGAAGAUUUAGACGAUUAG
Molecule: messenger RNA, 183 nt
Organism: Botrytis fragariae
Lineage: Eukaryota; Fungi; Ascomycota; Leotiomycetes; Helotiales; Sclerotiniaceae
Exons: 2
Coding region: 1-183 (60 amino acids)
Source: RefSeq, a predicted model, not a curated record